Molecule: messenger RNA, 7333 nt
Organism: Mastomys coucha (southern multimammate mouse)
Lineage: Eukaryota; Metazoa; Chordata; Mammalia; Rodentia; Muridae
Gene: Pkd1l2
Product: polycystin 1 like 2
Exons: 42
Coding region: 1-7260 (2419 amino acids)
Biological process (GO): detection of mechanical stimulus
Cellular component (GO): membrane
Molecular function (GO): calcium channel activity; protein binding; carbohydrate binding
Source: RefSeq, a predicted model, not a curated record
AUGAGCAUGGCGGGCUUGGUGCUCCUGGGGCUCAUGCUGAGUGCUGGGGCCACUGUGGCUAAGUCAGAAGGAAGCAACCUCUGCUCAAGGAGCCAGGUGUUCUUCAGAGAUGCUUGCUAUGAGUUUGUGCCACUGGAACACACCUUCCACGGCGCCCAGGGCUGGUGUGAAGAGCAUGGAGGCCAUCUGGUCUUCAUUCCCGAUGAAGACACCCAGCAGUUCCUGCAGAGACACAUUACCCAGGACAGAGAAUGGUGGAUCGGACUCACGGGAGGCUCAGUGAACAAUGGCACCACGGGAGGCUCUGGGUCCUGGCUGGAUACCUCAAAUGUCAACUACAGCAACUGGCAGGAAGGGCAGGCCACACCUGCCCCAUGGACCUGUGGCUACAUCAGAAGUGGCCCUUCAUCUCAGUGGGCUGCCCUAGAGGAUUGUGAACAGACCUUUGCCUUCAUCUGCGAGUUUGGGGUCGGCCACAGCCUGGCUUGUGAGGGCCACAACGCCACUAUGCACUGUGACUGGGGGGAGGUCAUCCUGGUCCAGAAUGCUUUCUUCGGGCGCCAGACCCCCUAUUUGUGCACUCGGGGUGUCUGGCCUCCCUCAGACCUGGAAGGAGAAUGUGUCUGGAUCAGCGUCAAGGAUGAGGUGGCAGGCCAGUGUCAGGGGCUGCAGGCAUGCCAGGUUGCAGCAGAUGGGACCUACUUUGGAGACUCGUGCCCCACCAGGGGCAGCUACCUGUGGGUGCAGUACCAGUGUCUGGAAGGUCUGCGGCUGGUGGCGCCCCACAAGAGCUUCAUCUUAGACAAUGUCACCAUCUCCCUGAUGUGGCUCCUUUCUCCCUACACUGGAAACCUGUCCUGUGUACUCAGCAUGGGAGACGGCCAUACUUUUGACCCCUACUACCCUCCCAGUGUGUCCAGCAACGUGACCCACCAGUUCACCUCUCCUGGGGAGUUCACAGUGUUUGCUGAGUGUACAACCAGUGAGUGGCACGUGACCGCUCAGAGGCAAGUGAUAAUUCGAGAGAAGGUGGAGACGCCCCGUGUCACUGGGUGCGCUGGCCUGUCUGGAUCUGGAGCCAGCCUUCUCUGUCAAGCUGUCUUUGGGGAACCCCUGUGGAUUCAAGUGGAUCUGGAUGGAGGAGCCAGGGUGACUUACGCUCUGCUUUCGGGUAAUAGAACUCUGGCUGAGUUCACCACCUGGAGGGGCUCGCAGCUUUACAAUCUGACCCUGGACAGAGAAAUCCAGGAGCUGCUGGGCCCUGGAAGGCACCGCCUGAAGAUCCAAGCUGUCAGCAAUAGUACCGCCUCUGCCCCUUCUGGAAACUUCACUGUGUGCUUUGUGGAGCUGCUGUCGGGGCUGCGGGCCUCCUGGGCUUCUGACCGCGUGGAACUCGGGUGGGACUUGUUAGUCAAUGUCUCAGUGGCUCGUGGUACCCUGGAGGAGCUGACCUUCGAGGUGGCAGGACUCAACGCGAACUUCUCCCAGAAGGAGGAGAGUACUGGACAGUCAUCUGGGAACUACCACGUGGCCGUUCCUGCUGAAGGCACCUUCCUGGUCACCGUGCAUGUGCGGAACGCUUUCUCAGACCUGAGCCUGGACAUCGGGAACAUCACGGUCACAGCCCCUUCCAGCCUCCAAGAACCGUCUGGAAUAAAUGCUGAAGCAAAGAACGGACACAAACAGGACAUGAAGGUGUUCGCUGAGCCUGAACUGUACAUGGACCCUUUCACAGAAGUCACACUGGGCUGGCCAGAGGAUGAUCCGGGCUUGGACUUCCACUGGUCCUGUGGACGUUGCUGGGCUCAGUGGAAUGCCUGUGUAGAGAGGCAGCUGCUCCACACAGACCAGAGGCUGCUGGUGCUCCAUACCUUCUGUCUGCCACCGCUCAACUCUGCUGUCACCCUGCAUUUGGCUAUCCUAAGGGGCCAAGAGCUGGAGAAAGAGACAGAACAGUGCCUCUAUGUGUCUGCUCCCCUGGACCUUGGGCCUCAAAUCAGCUGUCAGAAGAACUGCCAACCAGUGAAAGCUGACCAAGAUGUUCUGCUCACCGUCACCGUGGGAGAUGAAACUUCCGUAGCCGUGUUCAGCUGGUACCUAGAUGACACCUCACCAGAGAAGGCUGAGCCCCUGCCAGCUGCCUGCAGCCUCAGAGGAUUUUGGCCACGAUCACUGACCCUUCUUCAUAGCAACUCCUCCGUGCUGCUGCUCAACAGCAGCUUCCUGCAGACCUGGGGACCUGUUAUUCCCAUCCGGGUCACAGCACUGACCAGCCACGCCUACGGGGAGGAUACCUAUGUGAUCAGCAUGCUACCUCGGCCUGAAGUGCCUGCCUGCAUGAUUGACCCAGAGGAAGGUUCUGUACUGACGAGCUUCGCUGUGUUCUGCAAUACCCUCACAGCCCCAGGCCCCAUGGAGUACUGCUUCUGCCUGUACUCAGGUUCUUGCCUCCACUGUGGCCCCGAACCAACCCUCCCCGCUGUGUACCUGCCACUUGGAGAGGAAAAGAAUGGCUUUGUCCUGACAGUGGUCGUAUCUGUCACUAACCAGGCAGGGGACAGAGAGCAGACCCAAGUGGCAGUUAAGGUGGGACACAGCUACAUGGGUGUUGAAGAUGUGACAUUCCAGGAAACUGUGUCAGAGAGAAUUGCCACAGCUCUGCACCGUGAGCAUGGUCAUGAACAGCUUCUCCUGCUUGCCAAGGCUGUGUCCUCUGAACUCAACGAGGAGGACCAGAGCCCAGGCUCUGGGCAACUUAGAAUGGACAUCAAGCGGAAGGUCAGAGAGCUUGUGUUGAGAUCCCUGUCCACGGUCACCACAGGCCUGGAGAACAUGCCGAGGGUCCAGGCUUUGGCUGAGGUGCUGAGAGAAGUGACUCACUGCACUGAGGAGCUCACACCUGUGGCCCAGUGGGAGGCCAGCCAAGCUCUGCAGCGUGCCACUGAAGCCCUGUUGGCAGUCAGUACCAAGGUUCGUCCUGAGGAUCAGAGACGCCAGGAAACCACCAGGGCCAUAUUUGAGGCUGUGGGGAGUGUUCUGGAAGCUUCUCUCAGCCAUGGAUCAGAAGACCCCAUCGAGGCCAACAGCAGCCAGGCUCACACUGUGGCCCAGCUGCUUCGGGUUGUAGACCAUUUGCAGAGCGCCCUCCUGCUGGGAACGUUGCCAGGAGACCUUCCAGCCAUCCUGGUCACCCCCUCCAUCUCUGUGUACACAGACAGAAUACAGCCACAGAGUUGGCAAGGCUCUUCGCUGCAUACUGCUGCCGCUGACUCUGUGACCUUCACCCUGCCUGCCGCCACCUUCCUCUGCCCUAUGGAGGACAGCCAGGAGCCUGUGGACAUAAGGAUGAUGAGUUUCUCACAGAACCCCUUCCCUUCCCAAAGCCAAUUUGAUGUCAGUGGAACUGUUGGUGGACUUCGUCUGACCAGCUCCAUUGGCCAUCCCAUCCCAGUGAAGAACCUGUCACAGAACAUCGAGGUAGGCACUGAGCUGUUUAGCCGCCCUUGGUGGCACUUGGCCUUCUCUUCAGCUUGUUUCAAUGAGACCAGAGCCUUGUCUCCUGUAGGUGAUCUUCCCACAUGGAUCCUGCACCCAGAGGAUCUGCCCUUUGGAGAAGGAGUCUACUAUUUGAGGGUGGUCCCCAAGGAUGAUCUGGAAUCUGCCUCUGGCAGGAACCUCACAGUUGGCAUUACCACCUUCCUGACACAUUGUGUGUUCUGGGAUGAAACCCAGGAGACCUGGGACAACUCUGGGUGCCAGGUGGGCCCACGAACCACCACCUCCCAGACGCACUGCCUUUGCAACCACCUCACCUUCUUUGGAAGCACAUUCCUGGUGAUGCCCAAUGCUGUUGACGUCCACCAGACUGCCGAGCUCUUUGCAACCUUUGAGGACAACCCUGUGGUAGUUACCACCGUGGGCUGCCUCUGUGUGGUCUAUGUGCUGGUGGUGAUCUGGGCCAGGAGAAAGGACAUACAGGAUCAGGCCAAGGUGAAAGUCAUAGUCCUGGAGGAUAAUGAUCCCUUUGCUCAGUAUCACUACCUGGUGACAGUCUACACCGGACACCGGCGAGGGGCAGCCACGUCUUCAAAGGUGACUCUCACCCUGUACGGCUCGGAUGGAGAGAGUGAGCCCCACCACCUGUCAGAUCCUGAUGCUGCGGUUUUUGAGCGAGGAGGGGUUGAUGUCUUCCUGCUUUCCACUCUGUUCCCCCUGGGGGAACUGCGAAGCCUCAGGCUGUGGCAUGACAACUCUGGGGACCGGCCAUCAUGGUAUGUGAGCCGGGUGCUAGUCUAUGACUCUGUGGUGGACCGGAAGUGGUAUUUCCUCUGCAACUCGUGGCUGUCUGUCGAUGUUGGAGACUGUGUCCUGGACAAGGUGUUUCCUGUGGCCACAGAGCAGGACCGGAAGCAGUUUAGCCACCUAUUUUUCACUAAAACCUCCACGGGCUUCCAGGAUGGACACAUCUGGUAUUCAGUCUUCUGCAGUUCCACUCGGAGCCGCUUCACACGUGUGCAGAGGGCAUCCUGCUGCUUCUCGAUGCUUCUCUGCACCAUGCUGACUAGCAUCAUGUUCUGGGGUGUCCCUAAGGACCCAGCUGAGCAGAAGAUGGACUUGGGCAAAAUUGAGUUCACUUGGCAGGAGGUGAUGAUUGGGUUAGAGAGCUCGGUCCUUAUGUUCCCCAUCAACCUCCUGAUUGUCCAGAUCUUUCGGAACACCCGCCCUCGUCUCCCGAUGCAGAAGGAUAGGAAACAGAAACGGGGACCCCCUAACCUGACUGCCUCACUGCAGCCCACGGAGGAGGGACUUCUGACACCUGAAACAGUGACCAAGGGUCUACAGAGUCUUAUCAGCUCACUGUUUAAGGCCCUGAAGGUGCCACCCCCAGCCUCAGGCUGGGACUCUGUGAACCCGAUGGAUAUUAACUACCUCCUGGCCUUAAUGGAGGACAUUGUCUGUCCAGAGAGCACAGCGGGACAGGGGUUCUUUGAGGAAGCCAAAGGGAGAGAGGACCCUUUCACCUCCACAUGUGGGUCUGCUAAACCAAAAGAGAAUACAUGGCCCCCCAAGCCCAAGCUGGCGGUGAGCGGCCUUUGGAAGGACAGCAUCUACAGGCGCUGUCUCUACCUUCAGCUGGAGCAUGUGGAAAGGGAGCUGCGGCUGGUGGGGCCCCAAGGCUUCCUGCAUUGCCACAGCCAUGCCCAGGCCCUCAGGCAGCUAGACAUCCUGAAGGGUCACCUCUGGGGACAGCCUGGUACCCCAGCACUGGCCUAUCCCAGCACGCCUCGGGCCAGCAAGUCCCCUCAUGGCCUGCCCUGGUGGUGUGUCCUAGUUGGCUGGCUCCUGGUGGUGACCACUAGUGGGGUGGCGGCCUUCUUCACAAUGCUGUACGGUCUACACUAUGGAAGAUCCAGCUCCCUCAAGUGGCUCAUCUCCAUGGCUGUGUCCUUUGUGGAGAGUGUGUUCAUUACUCAGCCCCUGAAGGUGCUGGGCUUUGCUGCUUUCUUUGCGCUGGUCUUGAAGAGAGAGGAUGAUGAAGAGACCUUGCCCUUAUUUCCAGGACAUCUGUCUAGCCCAGGUCCCUAUGUCUUGUUCCGAUCACGAAGGCGCAGCAGCAAGCAUGCUUACCAGCCUCCUCCCAUGGCUGCCAUUGAGAAGAUGAAAGCUACUUGCCUCAAGGAGCAGAAAGCAUUUGCUCUCAUCAGAGAAAUCCUGGCUUACCUGGGCUUCCUGUGGAUGCUGCUGCUGGUGGCCUAUGGGCAAAGGGACCCCAAUGCUUACCACUUCAACAGACAUCUGGAACGUAGCUUCACUCAAGGCUUUUCACCUGUCCUGGGCUUCAGAGGGUUCUUCGAAUGGGCCAACACCACUCUUGUGAAGAACCUAUAUGGUCAUCACCCAGGCUUUGUCACUGACGGGAACGCCAAGUUGGUUGGCAGUGCCCACAUUCGCCAAGUGAGGGUCCAGGAAAGCUCUUGCACUGUUGCCCAGCAGUUACAGGAUUCUUUUGAUGGAUGCCAUGCGCCAUAUUCCCUGGAUGUUGAAGACCUAGCAGACUAUGGAGAAGGCUGGAAUGCCUCUGCCCACAAUAACAUCAAUGGCUUCCCUCAGGCGUGGCGGUACCAGAGCCAGAGCCAACGCCGGGGUUACCCCAUGUGGGGCAAACUUACUGUGUACGGGGGAGGAGGCUAUGUGGUCCCCUUGGGAACUGAUCACCAAAGUGCCUCAAGGAUUCUCCAGUACCUCUUUGACAACAGCUGGCUGGACACCCUGACCAGAGCAGUGUUUGUGGAGUUCACUGUCUACAACGCCAACGUGAAUCUGUUCUGCUGUGUCACACUCACACUGGAGACCAGUGGCCUGGGUACUUUCUUCUCACAUGUGACCCUGCACAGCCUGCGCCUGUACCCCUUCACGGAUGGCUGGCAUCCUUUCGUGGUGGCGGCUGAGCUCCUUUACUUCCUCUUCCUCUUCUACUACAUGGUGGUGCAGGGCAAGCUCAUGAGGAAGCAGAAGUGGGGUUACUUUUGCAGCAAGUGGAAUCUUCUGGAACUGGCCAUCAUCAUGGCCAGCUGGAGCGCCCUCGUGGUAUUUGUAAAGAGAACUAUCCUGGCAGAUCGAGACCUCCAGCACUACCGGAAGCACAGGGGCGAGGGAAUCAGUUUCAGUGAGACAGCAGCGGCUGAUGCUGUGCUUGGUUACGUCAUCGCCUUCCUCGUCCUGCUGUCCACAGUGAAGCUUUGGCACUUGCUCAGGUUGAAUCCCAAAAUGAACAUGAUCACAUCAGCACUGCGCCGCGCCUGGGGUGACAUCUCAGGCUUUGUCACCAUCAUUCUUGUCAUGCUCCUGGCGUAUUCCAUUGCGUCAAAUUUAGUAUUUGGUUGGAAACUCCGUUCCUACAAAACCCUCUUGGAUGCAGCAGAAGCAAUGAUCAGCCUUCAACUGGGGAUCUUCAACUACGAAGAGGUCCUGGAUUAUAGCCCCAUUCUUGGCUCCCUUCUCAUUGGGUCCUGCAUAGUUUUUAUGACAUUUGUGGUACUGAAUCUGUUUAUCUCUGUCAUUCUGGUGGCCUUCAGCGAGGAACAAAAGUCUGACCAGCUGUCAGAGGAAGGAGAGAUUGCAGACUUGCUCCUCAGGAAAACCCUCAGCUUUCUGGGCAUCAGAUGUAAAAGGGAGGACACUUGGAGCAGCAGUGAGAAGCCAGAGUUGUCUCCCCAGGCUCUGUCUCCUCAGCCAGCACAAGCUUUGUCCCAGGUUUAAACUGUUCAUCCACAGGUCAGAAGCGUCCAGCCUGCACUUGCCAGUCCCUCUGGCGUCCCACUGGAGUACUGGC